Messenger RNA from Cylas formicarius (sweet potato weevil), 3392 nucleotides. RefSeq names its product serine-enriched protein. Gene Ontology annotation, molecular function: protein binding. The transcript is spliced from 8 exons. The coding region runs from base 189 to 1337 and encodes 382 amino acids. The record is from RefSeq and is a predicted model, not a curated record. Lineage: Eukaryota; Metazoa; Arthropoda; Insecta; Coleoptera; Brentidae.
GCCCAGAUUUUCAUCUCGCCGCCUCGUUCAACAGUUUUCGCAGGCACCACACUCCGAUGACCCGAAUUUCCGGGAAAAUCGACGCCAUGGUGCUUCCGUCGCACUAAAGGUUCCGCAAAACACUCUCACGUUCCUUUCCAUUUGGUUUCCGUUUCGUGUCGGCAGAGUAAAAUAUAUCGCUUCAACAGAUGCCGGAGAGCGUGCUUCUCCCGGCUAGCUACAUCACGAUGGCCGAGGCCGAGCCCGACCUAUCGACGUUCGAGAACAAAACAGGCCUUGCCGAGGACAUGAAGUUUCUGGCAUCGAUGCCAGAGCUGUGCGACGUCACCUUCCUUGUGGGGGAGACGAGGGAGCCCGUUUGCGCGGUCAAAGCCGUUCUAGCGGCCCGUUCUAGGGUGUUCCACAAGAUGCUCUACCAGGCCCCGAGUCCCCAGCGCAAGAAGGAGCCCCCGCCGAGGGAGAACAAGCUGCGGUUGUUUUUGAAAAGGUCCUCGGAGCCGCUGCUGAACCUUCAAAAUGCUUCGCAACAGAGAGGCUUCACCCAACAGCUGGCCCCCAUCCAAGAGCCUCAAUCCCAACAACACCAGACCCUAAUCAUCGAGGAGUUCGAACCUGAUGUUUUCCGCCAGCUGAUCGAGUACAUCCACACGGGCUGCGUCACUUUACAACCGAGGACGUUGCUUGGAGUGAUGAACGCUGCCGACUACUACGGUCUGGACGAACUGAGACGUGCGUGCGCCGGUUUCGUCCAGUGCUGCAUAAACGUGGACACUGUCUGCGCGUUGCUAGCUUCGGCGGAACGAUACAUCCAGUAUAAGUGCACCAAGUCCCUCGUGCAAAAAGUGCUCGAGUUCGUCGACGAGCACGGCAACGAGGUGCUCAACUUGGGCUCGUUCACGCUGCUGCCUCAGCACGUGGUGAGACUAAUCCUCGCCAGGGACGAGCUCCAAGCGGACGAAUUCACCAAGUUCCAAGCGGCGCUGAUGUGGGGAAAAAAGUACUGUGACAACAAUCCCACCACCAGCUUGAAAGACGUGAUCGGCAAUUUCCUGGAGUACAUCCAGUUCCACAAGAUCCCGGCCAACGUAUUGAUGAGGGAGAUCCAUCCCCUCGGUCUGGUGCCCUACAGCAUAAUCAUGAACGCGUUGGCGUAUCAGGCAGACCCGAACAGUGUCGACCCCGGAAAACUCUCCCCAAAUCGCGUAAGGCGACAGGAUCAGGGUCGUUCGAUGAGCGUGCAGAGUUCGCUGGACCCCUACGGAUCUAAUACUACGCUGAGCUCGUCCGGCUCUAGCGAACUCGCCUCUUCCGACGGAAAACACUCCACUAGUAAUUAACAUAAGGCCACUGGUACACCUAUCCCGUCGGCCCCGCCCCCCAUACUCACGUCCGCUUCGUCGUCGCCCCAACACGCCAACGCCACGCCCCCCUCGCCGGUCCAUGUCAAGGCCCCGCCCAUAGUCACGGUUCAGGACGCGUCGCCGAGGUCACCGGGCAGUGGGAGUGGCCGCAGGACUCCCGGAGGGGGUAGCGUGGCGCUCGCCUCCCCCGCCCAUACGUUCACGUUUACAAUUAUUUUGAAAAAGGUGACGCCCAAAGAGGAUUAUUUGUAAUACAGGCUAAAAGAGCCGGCGGUUCGUAUGCUGGGGUCGAACGAAGUGCUGAUUUAACCGUGUGACGUCACGGGCAUCGUUCGAAUCGACCAAUCAAAACGGUAACAUUAACUACGUUUAGUUUAAAGAAACGUCCACAACAGAAGAAAUUGAUUUUCUUAAAAUUCACUCUUCCUCCUUAAUUAAUCAAAACGAUUGAAAAGAGAUCUUAAAAAGCGGGUUUAUCAAAUUCAGCGUACAAAUCCUUGGCUUUUCGCCUGCGAAAAUCUUACGUGUUCUAGGUUAGUUUUUUCGAAAAUCCGUUUCUGCGUGUCGUUACUUCGGUGUUGAAAUUUACAUAAAAAAUAUAUUCGCCAGUUCGAUAGGUACCUGUCAAUUAUUAUCAGGAUGACACGUAACAAACGACUGGCAUUAUCUUCGGAGAUAAAGCGCGACGUUGUUGCGGGGCGUCCUGUAAACUACUUCUUAUGAUGGAAUACACAUUUUUCAUCAGACCGUCACGUUUGCACACUUUUGACGCAAAAAGUAGUAGGAACGGGUCACUUCUACGGCCACUGUCGAUUAGGUCCUGUUGACGUCACGCUAUUUUCAUGCUCAUUGAAAAUGAGCGUCGCUAAACAGUGGCAAAGGUACUCUCAAGUUAAGUCUCGGAAGGAACAUAACACUCGGAGGUAACCCGUUCUUACCCAUUAUUAAAUUUUUGUAAAUUUACGGGUAUCAAAUCCCUUUGCGGGGAGUUGCACAGAGGAGGCAUACUGCCAUAUUACGAGCACUCGCUGCGCACGGUGGUGAGCUCCAAAAGAAAUUUAGCAAAAAUAACAUUUAUUGAGAUUGUAAAAGAAAACUACUCACCUUUUUUUAGUUAGUACAGCUAAAACUUUUUUUUUUGUUAAUUAAGGUUUAAAUAUUUGUAAACUCGACCUUAUCGCCGUGGGACGCGAGGGCGCCCUUGUUAGACGUUUCGAAGUUUUUGUGUGUAUUAAAAAGUUACGUUGUUCGUUGUAACUUCUUACCCCAAACGUAUCGGAAUAUUUCCCCGACGCCUUGCCCAAACCUUUGUUAAAGUGCCAGUGGCUUUGUGUUUGAUAUAAUAUAAAUUAUUUUCCUACGAUAUUUUCGUGUACGAUAUACUCACGAGCCCGGAAGACUCCGGGGCUUUGCUUAUUUGUGUACGCUCUCGUACUAUUGGUUGCCGUACUCUACUGAUUUCAUCUUAGCGUUAUGUUUCCUUUGACUAGAAAGUACAUUUAUGCUAACUUGAACUGCGGGAUGGUCCCUACUUUGCAGCGCACGACUCAAUUUAGAAUACGUUUUCCGUGUUUACACGAAACUUAACUAAAACCAAAAAUUCUAUAUUAUUGGAUCUUGCAAAAAUUACUUUCUUUACUCCCAACACUGUCUAGGGUUACAAUAGCAGCUGGGGAGGACAUCAAAUCUGAAAUUUUUCACACUCAAAAUGAUAUAAAAGAAUAUUCCGUCCUAUGUUUAUAGCAACAGAUGAAAUUGUAUUGACUUUUACAAAAUUUCUGCUCUUGUUAAACAACACAGAAUGUCGAAACUUCGAUCUUCCAUCUUAAGGGACCACCCGAGACGAACAAAUCGUUGAAACUAUAAGCUGCUUGAUGUGCGAUGUUAUAAUAUGCAUAACAGCUAGCCGCUACCUAGCUUUUAAAAUUAAAUGUAAGCAUGAUAUUCUGCGGUAUGUACUCUUUCGUUUUUGGGCAACUAUAUGUUACAAAUACUACAAAAUACGUGGGCUAAGAUGUUAUAAAAUAUGUU